This is a messenger RNA of Trematosphaeria pertusa, 1861 nucleotides long. RefSeq lists its product as uncharacterized. Lineage: Eukaryota; Fungi; Ascomycota; Dothideomycetes; Pleosporales; Trematosphaeriaceae. The transcript has 3 exons. The record is from RefSeq and is a predicted model, not a curated record. Bases 119 to 1813 code for a protein of 564 amino acids.
GUCUCAACCGCUCGAACUCUCUACAGUACCUUCACGUCAGCCUCUCCGGGUCCGUCCCAACAUCCAUCCACCCUCCACUAUUACUCCUCCAACCUAUAUCCUAUCUCCCGCUCGGAUCAUGUCUAACCGCGACCCAUAUACACCUCCCCACCGUCAACCUGGCUCUGGUCACUCCUCUGCCCACCCCAUCAAUGGUCACGGAUCCUACCACGCCGGACCAGCAGCCAACAAACUCAAUCCUGGCGCUGGCACCUUCCAACCCAUUCACUUCAGUGGCUUCGCUCCGCAGAAUGGCAGCAUGGCCCACGCCAACGGCAACCAGGUGAGCCAGCCCUCUCAUGACCACUUGGAGAGGAGGGUGGAUGGCCUGGAGCGCGAGCAGUUCGCUCUUCGUACAGACGUCGAGGACCUCAAGACCCUCUGCAACAGUCUUCACUCGUCCGUCGAGAUGAUGAAGAAGGGCGGCUGGUCCGUUAGCGUGGGCCCAUUCAAGGAUCAGAGCGCCGCAGCGUUCAGACAGGAAUUUGAUCAACUCACUUCUGAGGUUCACGGGCAUUAUAACGGUGCUAAUGAUUAUGCGAAGAAAGUAGCUGUGACUGAUGGCUCUGUCUCUCCGAAGACUACCCCGACCGUCCCACCGCAUCUAAGGGGCGCGAGAGGUGGCCAGCAGAAUGGCACUCCGCUGCCUCCGCAUCUCCGUGGAACCAAAGGUUCAUCUGUCGAGAGCAUCGCCUCUGUCGAGACCCUGACCUCGGCCAACAAUCCCCUCGUCACCGAUGGCAACGUCGACACCACCACCGCCUUCACGGCCCAAGUCCCCGCCAUAGAGCACACUCCACCAUGCUCAGCACCUGGCUCACCGGCCACCACCAUCCACCCCGACGUCCCCCUCCAAUCCAUCGAGAACCUCUGCAUCACCCACGCCGAAGCCUGGAAGCCACACUUCCUCGGGACACUACCGCCCCUCCCCACCAACGUCUCCAUCGAGAUCCCCUCCCUCGACUCCAUGACAACCUUCCACCCCGACUUCCUCCGCAACACCUUCGGCGGUGUGCUCUGGUCCCCAGGCCUGACCUACAUUCCUCCCGCACCGGGUCCCUGCAUCCUGCGCAACCGCACCUACUACGUGCUCGACGCGGCUUACGAACCGUAUCUCCCGUCCACUCCUGGCACGCACGGCGCCAAGCUCACUGCGUUCUUCAAUAAGCAUCCUGCAGAAGAGUUUGGCGCGCUCCCCGAGGGCUGCGGCGACUCCUCCGAGAACGUCCCGAUGUUCGUGCUUCUCCCCGACGAGAAGAAAGGCGGACGCAAGCGGUACGUAUACUUCGGACACUACAGCCAGACGCGCUGGUCCGACAAGCUCGACUACGACCGCAUGGUGCAGUGUGUGCCGCAGCAAGUGCGUGAGUACUGGGCCGAGGAGCUGUCAGCCUCCGGCAGACCGGGCUGGGUCACCGACGCCUUGAUGAAGCACUUCUUCCCGAAGCCCGAGUACGAGGGGCGCAUGUUCGGCGUGAGCGAGGCGCAGGGCGGGUCGGUGAUGAGCGAGGAUCUCGACAAGCGCGAGGAGAAGGUCUUGAAGGACGUGAAGCGCUACGUCGAGGCUUUGCGCGAGUGGGAGAAGGAUGCGCGCAUGAAGACUGCUAUGAUCAAGAAGGACUUCAUUAUGCAGGCGUUCGAGAGGGCCGAUGCAGAUGAUCCCCCAGCCCUUCGCCUCUGGUGGGAGUACUUGCAGUGCGUCAACUGGAACCCGGACUUCUAUCGCAUGCUAGCUACGCUGCAGGCGAGGAACGACAACUAUGAGCGGUUCUGAGAUGCCUACAGCAUCGCCACGCUCGGAUCAACGAACUCCUGCGGUUAA